UGAUCACCACACUGCCUAAUUUCUCUUUCCAUCCUUAAUCAGUGCAUAAGUAUGGAUGUACGUACAUACGGUACCAAUUUUCGAUGAGGUAACAGACUUGUUACGGAAGUCAGGAAAUAAUUAUGUAGUCGUUUAGUUUACUAUUUUGCAGUCUAUCAAAUAAGGUGCAAUGUGUGUGCUGAAAAUUUUAUUUUGAUUUUACAAUUUUUUCAGAAAUCUGUUAGCUAUUCCAAUUUCUUUGAGAGAUUCAUGUUUUAAUUGAAUGGUGAAAGAUAUUAGUUAAGCAUCAUGUCAAAGUUUAGUUCAGUGUGGGUCUUAAUCGUCAUCUUCAUGAUUAGUUGGACCAAUGGAAUUGGAUACUAUAGUUUAAAACGGCUUGGGGAGUUUAACGUCAACCGUGAAUUUAUAACGAUGUCUGGCGUCUCGAGUGGGGGGACGUUUGCACAACAAAUGUUUGUCGCUCAUUCCACCCUGAUUUCGGGAAUUUCCGUAUUUUCUCAUACCUUUUACCGAUGCGGCCCAGGAAAUGGGAUUCUCCGAGAUUAUGACGCCGCUUGUACGACGGCGGGAAGACGGCAUUUUUGGUCCAAGACGUACAGUCCAAAAAAGGCGAUAAAAGAUAUCCGCACCUACUUUAAGAAAGGUCUCAUCGACGAUCCGCACUACAUGGGGGGCAAACAUUUAUACGUUUUUGCCGGCACGAAGAACCAUCUCUUUACAGUUGAUCAGAGCCUGAAGAUUCUUGAAGUUUUCAAACCAUUUAUUGCCGACUCGAGUGUGAUUAAGACGCGGAUAGCUAAGGCAAAUUUAACGCUGCCCAACAAGGGCAAAGAACUACCGGCCUGUUCUGCUCCACCGGAUAAGUUUGGUGUAAGCAAUUGUGGAUUUUCCGGAGCGUUGGAAUCACUACAAUUUAUGUUGGGGCAUGACGCCGUGAGAUCGAGCAAAGGUCAUCCUAAAUUACAACCACUCAUCCAGUUCGACCAAACCGAAUUUUUCGAAAACGUUGGACGCCACGACAUGGACACGGUGGGAUAUCUUUAUGUUCCCAAAGUGUGCAAACAUAACGAAAUUCCGUGCUUGUUACAUUUCUACUUUCACGGCUGCUCUACCGGGAGGGAAUUUGUCGGUCCUGGCCACGUCGUACGGAGUGGAUUUCUCGAAGUUGCGGAAGCGAACGGGAUCAUUGUCGUUUUUCCACAAGCAAUUUCCAGCCGUGAAAAUAAUAUCGGGUGUUGGGACACUUUUGGCGUGACGGGGCCACUUUACGCAACCCAGCAAGGCGGUCAGGUCGCCGUGGUGAAGAAAAUGCUGGACCGAAUUUUGACUAAACGUUUCCCAAAACCUAUUCUUCUUAACGAAGGGAAAACUUGGGUUGGAAAAGUACUUACAAGUUUUCCUUUCAUUAAGUAAUUUGGGUCCGAGUCCACAUUAAUGAGACAUAACUUAUUCAUGGACUAGUAAGCUAAUAUACUGUAUACUGUAUGUAAGAAAGUGGGUAACUACUUAGGAUUAGUAGUUUAGUCUUGCAUGAGGCGCACAUUUUACAAAAGUUUCCUAUUUAGAAAUGUAUGUACAUAUGUACAUACAUAUGUAAUUUGCAAGGGUUGUAAGUAGUGAGCAAAAAUAUUUUAUUUUAUCCUGCAAUAUUACUGAUUUUACAUUUAUAUUUAUAAUUGUGGACAUACUUCUGUAAUGUAUAUUUUUCUAUUUAAACGAGAUAUUCAUAAUCCUAAAAUGGGACUUUGUCGUACAAAAUAUGAUAAUAAAAUUAUUAAAUACAAAAUUGUAAAAUGAGUAUGCCUAAUACGACAUGUACAUACACUCUUAUAAAAGUGUGCGUACAUAGUAGGGUUGCCGCGGGUAGCGAAAAUGCUACCCGUUACCCGACCCGCUACCCGCAGCACAACUACC
This is a messenger RNA of Folsomia candida, 1914 nucleotides long. RefSeq lists its product as uncharacterized. The record is from RefSeq and is a predicted model, not a curated record. The transcript is spliced from 8 exons. Bases 289 to 1413 code for a protein of 374 amino acids. Lineage: Eukaryota; Metazoa; Arthropoda; Collembola; Entomobryomorpha; Isotomidae.